CUGGGGGUGCAGCAGGGGGGCUCGCAGCAGCUCUCUGGGCAGUCGUCCACCUGCCAGGAGGACUCUGGGCAAGAGCUGGAGCAGACGGACAUGGUGGAGGCGGCCAUGGAAAAAGCACCAACGGGACCGUGAGGAGGACGCCCGUCGGGAGGAGAGCUCAACUGGAGGGCAGGGUGGCCUGUCCCCUGCGGGGCGUGCUUCUCGGAGCCUCGUGUCCUCCCUGCUCUGCCAAACCCACAGAGGACACAGAAGGGCACAGUCCUGACCCGACUUGCCAAUAAUGUCAGGGGAAGCCUCAGAAUGCGCAGCCCCCGGUGGUCCUGCCCGACGGCUCCUCCGCCGCCCGCGGUCCUCGCGGGUCCACCCACCCAGCCACCAUCGGCCUGUGGCCACCGCCCGUCUGUCACGUAUCUGUCAUGUUUACCCCUCUCCCUGCUGUGCUGCUCUUCCCGGGCCUGUCCCUGUCCCUGACGUCCAUCGCUGCCAGCCGUCUCUGCCCAUGUGCCCCCGUCCUGUGUGGUUCAGGCCCGGACACGCGCACACCCCGCACACCUGGCACGUGUGUGUGCGCGUGCGGAAACAGAACCCAGGGCCUGCGGAGGCCGAGCGGUGCCCUCCCGCUGAGUGGCGCCGUGUCCUCAUGCCGGUCAGGGUGCACCUAGGUACCCCCAGUGUCACAGGGGCCUCGUGGUCCUGGCGUGGCCGGGAGGGCCUGGCCUGGGCUGCCCAGGGCCCUCUGGGUUUUCACUCUCGGCGUCCAGGCGAGGAGCUCGCAGCCCUGGUCAGGCCACGUCCCCGCUCCCCGAGGAGGCCCCACGGGGGCCCACCCGGCUCCUGUGGGUGUGGCAGGGCACAGGAGUGUGGCGUGUGGCGGGCCACCUCCUCGCCCCACGAGCCCUCGUGGGCAGUGGGCAGUGGCUCUGGGCUUCCCUGGGCCUUCUCCAGACGCACCGUGAGGCCCUCAGGCUGCUGCCCGCGGUGUCCACGUAGGGCUGCGGGGAGGCUUCGUCAGGACGGUCCCCUCCUCUCCCAGGGCCGCACCUCCACUUGGUCACGUCCCCCGUUUCCUCUCAGCUCCAUCUGGCCGUGUCCCCACCCCUCACAGUCCCUCCCGCCUGGCCACCUGACAUCAGGCCACCGGCCGUUCACAGGUACGGUCCUCGCGCUCUCUAGCGACCGCGUCCUCCGUGGCCCUGCUUCAGUGUGAUGCUGGAAGUCCCCAUCGUCACCUCUGCUUUCUUAAGACGCGUGACCCUCAGGUUUCCUGGCUCGGAGCCGGACGACUGUGGGUCUGUCCUACUGUCUGGGUCCUCGGCCUGUUUCCUGGUGACUGUGACUCCUGGUGGCCUCUCGGACAUGGCUGUGACGUCUCCCAAGCUCGGGUGGCUCACGGUGGCUUUCUGCUUCUCGGUUCCCCCCUGCCCAGCGUGACAUCUGCCCACACAGUUGGGGCGGGGCUGCAGAGGGCUCAGGUUCCGUCCAACCCGCUGCCCUCUGGCUCUGCUGCCCCUCAGCCCAGUGCGUGGGCCUCCCUCGCCCGGGCUCCCCUCCACCCUCAGUGUCCGGCCCCCAGACCUGAGGUGGAUGCGCUCCACCAAGGCCCUGUCCCAGCUGUCCUGAGCAGGGGUGUGUGGGACACAGUGCUGUCACAGACGGUGGCUCCCAGGGCAGCCGAUGCCGUCUGUCAGUGCCUGGACCCCAGAGGCCGGCCAGCCUGCAGAGCACCCCGUUCUCUCCUCCAACCUGCACGCAGACGAGUCAGCCCGCAGUGAGCUCCCCGCACCCCGCCUUCUUCCUGCCCAGGAUCCUAGGGGUCCACCCCCAGAGGAGACGGGGCCUGGCGCCAGGCACCAGCAGGCCCUCAGUCCACCACCGGCCUGCUCCACCUUGUGUGCUGGGGACCCCUCCCAGGGCUGCAGGGUCUCCCCUCCCCUGCUCCUGCCUUUCCAGCCGCGGGGGGCGGGAGGUGAGCGGCGUCUUGGUCACACACGGAGGGUCCCAUGGUGAACGCAAAGGGUUUGACGCAUUUCUCAGUGACAACCAGAAGGACCUGGUGGCUGGUGGCUGUCAGUUGAGAAGUCAGGGACCUCGGUUCUCAGGGGUCCAACUGGGGACCCAAGGGACCAUCCAGCGACCCAGGAAGUGGACAGGAGACACGAAGUCUGCCCUUGCUGUUUGCAUGGGGCUUUGGGGGCUGCAGAGGAGGGCCGGGCGUCACAAGCGUCACAGCCGCCCAGCUGGGUGCUGGUCAAGGCCCCCGAGGGGGGAGGCUGAGGCAGACACUGGGCUGAGCCCGGAGGUCAGAUGGGCUGCUGGUGGGCACUGCCCAGCGAGGGGGCCUGUGGGGACAAGUGCUGCCGCCCGCUGCAGCACGGGGACUUCCUGCACCAGGGAGCACCAAGUCCCUGCUAGAAACGUCCACCUCACAGCCCUCCGACAGCCCUCCAGCCACCAGCCAGGGGCGACGGGACGGUGGGCUUCUCUGCUGGAAGCUCUGGUCAGUUGUGCCUCCCCCACGGGGCCAGGGAAGGGUGCGGGGCGUCGGCUGCCCACGCAGGCCCAGGGCCUUUACGAGCUGAGCUGCACCUCGGAGCCAACAGCACGCGGAAGCUAACGAGGGCUCGCGUCCUCACCACGGGGAAGAGGGCGCUGCGGGCCAGGCAGGGAGCCCUAUAAAAGCCCCGCAGCCCGGGCUGCUCACACUCACCACACACUCACCCACACACUCACCCACACACCCACCCUCCUCCAGCACAC
Ictidomys tridecemlineatus (thirteen-lined ground squirrel) is the source of this 2757-nucleotide messenger RNA. Lineage: Eukaryota; Metazoa; Chordata; Mammalia; Rodentia; Sciuridae. The record is from RefSeq and is a predicted model, not a curated record.